Molecule: messenger RNA, 2487 nt
Organism: Naegleria lovaniensis
Lineage: Eukaryota; Heterolobosea; Eutetramitea; Acrasida; Naegleriidae
Exons: 1
Coding region: 1-2487 (828 amino acids)
Molecular function (GO): hydrolase activity, acting on carbon-nitrogen (but not peptide) bonds, in linear amides
Source: RefSeq, a predicted model, not a curated record
AUGUCAUCGAACAUUCCACCUCCUCCACCAUUGUCACUUUUCCCUCCAUCAUCCACACAGAGUAACAACAGCACUCCACCACCGCCUUCAUCCUCCUCUUCUAGCGUUCCUCCUCCACCCGUUCUCACGACAGCAUUGCCAUCGAUUGGUUCUUCCAAAACUAAAAAAUAUCUCUCCAAGAAACAGCAGCAACAACAGCAACAGGGUGGUGAGAUUGUUUCAUCAUCCAUCUGUACCGAUGAUGAUUCCGUAUCAGGCCAAGAAUUAGGUAGCAACAAUACCACAGGAAUUAGUACUUCUACAACAACAACUGGCCGCAUACCCACGAUCAAUCCUGAUUUCAUCAUUACAGAUCCCUAUCUUUCCGAAUAUGAAAAGAAGAAUCAUUUAGGAGAACAUUUAAAAGUUCUCAUCAUUACGACUCCGAGCAUUCCAACGAAGGGUCAUGAUGUUCUUAAAAAGUGCCUCGUCCAAUGCAUUCAGAAUAGUCAUGACUCGAGAGCACCUGAUCUGGUUAUUACUCCCGAGCAUUGGAUUUCUUCAGCCUCGAGUGCUGUUCCACCUUCUCAAAAUAGAGAAAUUCAGGAAAUUGCAAAAGUAUUGAAGGAAUAUCAUUGUUAUGGAUUUAUUGGAAUGGGUAUGCUCGAGAAAAAUCAAACCUCUUCAUUUGCAUUUGAGUAUCAACGUUUCAAUGCAGUAACAGUGAUUAAUCCACAAGGACAAGUACUGGGAUCUUACAAGAAACGACAUCCUACUGCCAAUGAAAACAUUACCAUUGGCGAUCGAGUUGGAAUCUUUGAUACAAUUUAUGGAAGAAUUGGGGUCUUGAUUUGUUUUGAUAUUGAAAGCGUGGAUAUUUUACAAGAAACCUUGCUUUAUAAACCCAAGCUGAUUGUAAAUCCGACUUUUAUUGGAGGAAGUGGAUUAUUUGGCUCAAAUUCCAACAAGUCAACACCUCAAGAAGCUGAACGAUCGAGAUAUUUCCAAAUUAAAACAUCACUGGAGGCAAUGGGAAGAAAUUUUGAAAAGACAUGUGUCGACGAGAGAGUCACUAUUAUCAGAUGUGACACGGCAGUAAUGGCAGGAGGAAGAGGUACACAUCAAAUGAUGACACCCUACUCUACGAUUUAUCCUCCAUCGUUUUACAUGAAUAAUGAUUUUUGUUUUUAUGUAGAUGGAAAUUUGAGUGAGAAUGAUUUUUCUCACAAAACAGCACCUCCACCUCGGGAUCGAACGGAUAAUGCAGACAAUGUGGGAAGUCGAUAUGUCAUGUAUUCGAAUGAGAGACAAAACGCAAUAUUUAAACGAGACACAGCCACGAGUGUUGGUGUUAGCAAUGCAAAAGUGAAUCAUUUUGGAGUGAAAUUUUAUGGACAUAACAAGUAUAUUUGCCACGACCACCAACGAGUAGCGAUGGUUAAUGCUGAUGUGUUGUUUUGUAAUGAGCAACUAGAUCAGCUUAAUAUUUGUGAGACUUUUGGAGCUUGUAUUGAGGAUAUUUUUGUGCGACCGGACAAGAGACAGUUAUUCCUCAUUACCACUGAUAACAAGUUGAAAGUUUUUACCAUUCUCGACGAUGAGAAGGUAAAAGCUUCUAAUUUUUCAUUCCUCAAAUUUGAAAAGCAAUUGGAUAUUCCUUUGCUUUCAAUCAACACAUUCAAUAAGGAUUCAUCUAUUCGAAAAUUCUACUCUGUUGGAAAGACUCCAAGUCAUGUAUUUAUUUAUUCAAAUAAUUGCAUCACACGAAUUAAGCUUUCAAACAAUAGUGAAGAAAUAGCUUGUUUUGAGUCACCUUCAUGUUAUGUGAAAACUCAGCCCUCUCAACAAAUUUUAACAAUGGUGGAUUAUGAAGAAACUACUCAAACUCUAUAUUUCUUAAUGUGGCAUGCUGAGAACAAGAACGAAUUGCUACUUGCUUCUACAAGUUUCACCAACAAUGAUCUUGGUGAAGCCAAAACAUGUAUUUUAAGCUCCACAAUUAUUGAUAUUGUGGAUCCAACUCGACACUCAUUGAUUCAUGUGCAGAAAACUUUGGAACAAAACGUGAAGCAUUUUGUAUUGACUUUUAGUAAUUCUGGUAGCGAGGAAGCAUCAUUGGUGGUUCCAGUCACCGUUACGCUCUCCCAACCAUCUCUGUGUGUUUCCACAGAAAAACAUGUCUUGUUGCCUCAGCCCUGUACUUGUGUGUUGCCUUUAAAUUUAUCACAAUUUCUUGUGGCAACUGUAGAAGGAGAAUUGUUAUUGAUGGAGGCAGCAUCCACACAACAGGACAACGCCACUCUUGCACUGGUGAGGCAUCGUUUUCAUAGAAUUCCAAUUCACAGAGCCAGAAGAAUUUUGAGCAUGCAUUUCAACGAGCUGCAAGGAUACUUGGUCAUGUUUCAUGAGGAUGCAGCAAGUGAAGGAGUGUAUCAAAGUCUCACACGAUUCGGAACGAACAGAUUUGUGGUAGAUUUAUCGAACUUUUUCCUAUGUAAAGAAAUUUAG